CCCCGGCGCUCGUCUCGGCGCGGACCAGCGAGGCGGCGGCCGCUCCAGCACCCUCCCCGAGCCGCGGGCCCCGACACUCUCCAGCCGCUCGCCCACCCCCGGCCCCUCGUCGCGGCCCUCGCGCUGCCCCAUUUGCCAUCUUCAGAAUGAUUCCCUGCAGAGCAGCGCUGUCUUUUGCGCGAUGUCUAAUCCGGAGAAAAAUCGUCACUCUGGACAGUCUAGAAGAUACAAAACUGUGCCGCUGCUUAUCCACCAUGGACCUCAUUGCCCUGGGCGUUGGAAGCACUCUGGGUGCCGGGGUUUAUGUCCUCGCUGGCGAGGUUGCCAAAGCGGAUUCUGGCCCCAGCAUCGUGGUCUCCUUCCUCAUCGCUGCGCUGGCUUCCGUGAUGGCAGGCCUCUGCUAUGCUGAAUUUGGGGCCCGAGUUCCCAAGACUGGGUCUGCCUAUUUGUACACUUACGUUACUGUCGGAGAACUGUGGGCCUUCAUCACUGGCUGGAAUCUCAUUUUAUCUUAUGUGAUAGGAACAUCAAGUGUUGCAAGGGCUUGGAGUGGCACCUUUGAUGAACUUCUUAGCAAACAGAUUGGUCAGUUUUUCAGGACAUACUUCAAAAUGAAUUAUACUGGCCUUGCAGAGUAUCCUGACUUUUUUGCUGUAUGCCUUAUAUUACUUCUAGCAGGUCUUUUAUCUUUUGGAGUAAAAGAGUCUGCUUGGGUGAAUAAAGUCUUCACAGCCAUUAAUAUCCUGGUCCUUCUCUUUGUUAUGGUCGCUGGGUUUGUGAAAGGAAAUGUGGCAAACUGGAAGAUUAGUGAAGAGUUUCUCAAAAAUAUAUCUGCAAGUGCCAGGGAGCCACCUUCUGAAAAUGGAACAAGUAUCUAUGGGGCUGGUGGCUUUAUGCCUUAUGGCUUUGCAGGAACUUUGGCUGGGGCUGCAACCUGCUUUUAUGCCUUUGUGGGAUUUGACUGCAUUGCAACAACUGGUGAGGAAGUCCGGAAUCCUCAGAAAGCUAUUCCUAUUGGAAUUGUGACUUCUCUGCUCGUUUGCUUUAUGGCCUAUUUUGGGGUCUCAGCAGCUUUAACACUGAUGAUGCCAUACUACCUCCUCGAUGAGAAAAGCCCGCUUCCUGUAGCGUUUGAGUAUGUUGGAUGGGGUCCAGCCAAAUAUGUCGUUGCAGCAGGCUCCCUCUGUGCUUUGUCAACAAGUCUUCUUGGAUCCAUUUUCCCAAUGCCUCGUGUAAUCUAUGCUAUGGCGGAGGAUGGGUUGCUUUUCAAAUGUCUAGCUCAAAUCAAUUCCAAAACGAAGACACCAAUAAUUGCUACUUUAUCAUCGGGUGCGGUGGCAGCUGUGAUGGCAUUUCUUUUUGACCUGAAGGCCCUCGUGGACAUGAUGUCCAUCGGCACCCUUCUGGCCUACUCUCUGGUCGCAGCCUGUGUUCUCAUCCUCAGGUACCAGCCUGGCUUAUCUUAUGAGCAACCCAAAUAUUGUCCUGAGAAAGAAGCUCUGAGAUCGUGUGCCAACACUGCCUCCAAAAGCGAGUCCCAGGUCACUGUGCUGCCAGGACAGGGCUUCAGCCUGCGAACCCUCUUCAGCCCCUCGCUUCUGCCCACAAAACAGUCGGCCUCUCUCGUGAGCUUUCUGGUAGGAUUCCUUGCAUUUCUCAUUUUGGGCCUGAGUAUUCUGACCACGCACGGAGUCCACACUAUUGCCAGGCUGGAAGCGUGGAGCCUCGCUCUUCUUGUGCUGUUGCUUGUUCUCUGCGUUGCCAUUGUGCUCAUCAUUUGGAGGCAGCCUCAGAAUCAGCAAAAAGUAGCCUUCAUGGUUCCAUUCUUACCGUUUUUGCCAGCCUUCAGCAUCCUGGUGAACAUUUACUUGAUGGUCCAGUUGAGUGCAGACACCUGGAUCAGAUUUAGCAUUUGGAUGGCGCUUGGUUUCCUGAUUUACUUCGCUUAUGGCAUUAGACACAGCCUGGAGGGUAAUUCGAGGGAUGAAGAUGAUGAUGAAGAUAUUUAUUCAGACAACAUUAAUGCAGAGACAGAAGAAAAAUCUGCCAUUCAAGCAAAUGACCAUCACCAAAGAAACCUGAGUUUACCUUUCAUAUUCCAUGAAAAGACAAGUGAAUGCUAGUACCUGCAGGAGCAGAGCUGGUCCACAGUCUUCACGUACAUAUCCUACAUGGAGUGAACCGUGACGGAUGUCAUCAUUAUGCUAGGUUGUCAUCGGUUUGCUGCAGACACAGUUCACCCUAAUUUAUACUUACUUGCCUGGACAGCACGUCCUCAGAUGGUGAAUUAUGCAUCCAGGGAAAGCACCCUGAGCUCGCUCCUCAGUGAUGAAUAGCCCCCAGAUAGUGGGAUCGUGGGAGUGUGUGUGUGUAUAUGUUUGUAUAUGUUGGGGAAUAUCAAUGUUAAAAGUUGUUGGUGUUUUACUGUUAUUGUAUUGCAUUUUUCCAGUGUUGUCAUUAAUCGGUAGCAUAUACUGCACAUACUGAAAUGGAGGUAAUCACGGAAUAGAAAAAUAUUUUGUAUGUGCUGGGUGUGGUUGGGGAAAUAGCUGUUGCUUUUCCUUAUUAGGCUUUAUUAAUAUCAAGUUAGAACAUGCUAAAAAUGCAUUUACCCAUCACAGUGUCUGUCAUUGGUCUGGAGUAAGAGGAGGGGAUAGGAAAUGAGCCUUUUCUACAACUUAUAAAUGCCAGCAGUGGGUUUAGUACAGAUUUUUCUUCCGUGAGGUGUGACAGUUUGCUAAAACCUUCGCCAAUAGGAGUGUUCGUGUCUGCCGUACUGCGCAGGGCAGGAGUGGCCCUCUGUGUCAUCAGAUGUCAGGCACCCCUUUGAACUGCUGUCUUCUUUGAGAACGGUGGUCCUUAAAUGUGAGGCCUUCACCUUCUGUGAAUGCUAUAUUGCCCCCUGCCCUGUCCCAGUUCAGUCGGGGGCUUGAGAGAGGUAGUGUGAUCUACUUGGGACCCUUUGUGCUAGAAAGUGAACGUGGUCCCCAUGGGCAGGAAGCUCAUGUAAGUGGCAAAGAUGGGGAUAUGUUUGAAGAUCAGAGUAGACAUGUGCUUGGACAAGUAGACCCCAAGCACCCCUGUUUUAAAAGUCAGUUAAAAUAAGCCAGUAGAAUCUCCCAGAUCACACAAUUGGUGGAAUGAUUCAUACUUUUUUCCAUUACUUAAUAAAUAAUCACAGUUCAACUUUUUUUUCUAACUCAGUAGCGAAUUCUCUUUCUACUAUACGCAAAAAAAAGGAAAAAAUGAAGGGAUACAAGAAAAGAAAAUUCCCCUAUUCUGAUUUUAA
Molecule: messenger RNA, 3289 nt
Organism: Eubalaena glacialis (North Atlantic right whale)
Lineage: Eukaryota; Metazoa; Chordata; Mammalia; Artiodactyla; Balaenidae
Gene: SLC7A2
Product: solute carrier family 7 member 2
Exons: 12
Coding region: 147-2123 (658 amino acids)
Biological process (GO): amino acid transport; transmembrane transport
Cellular component (GO): plasma membrane
Molecular function (GO): amino acid transmembrane transporter activity
Source: RefSeq, a predicted model, not a curated record